Molecule: messenger RNA, 897 nt
Organism: Amphimedon queenslandica
Lineage: Eukaryota; Metazoa; Porifera; Demospongiae; Haplosclerida; Niphatidae
Product: E3 ubiquitin-protein ligase RNF146-like
Exons: 2
Coding region: 90-770 (226 amino acids)
Biological process (GO): Wnt signaling pathway; ubiquitin-dependent protein catabolic process
Cellular component (GO): nucleus; cytoplasm
Molecular function (GO): poly-ADP-D-ribose binding; ubiquitin protein ligase activity; zinc ion binding
Source: RefSeq, a predicted model, not a curated record
CGGUGAUACUUAUCCAAAAUUACUAAGGUGACCACACCUACUCGGUUAAAUAGAAUUACUUCCAUCAUACCGAAUAUCAGUAUUCUAAUAUGGCCGACAGUGAGAACUCUAAAAAAGGACAAUAUGGCGACUCUAAAAGCUUAGAAGAGAAAGAAAAGAAGAGGAAAAGUGAAUCCCUGGACAAAGAGGGAGAUAGAGUUGUUCAAGUAGAAAAAGACUUGAGCAAAUUGAAAAUUAAAGAAGAUAUUGUACCGUUUGAUAUGAAGUGUCCAAUCUGUCAGGAUAAGAGUCGUCACCCACUAACACUUCCCUGUGGCCACACUUUCUGCUACUUAUGCAUCAAAGGAGUUUAUGCAAGACAAAAGGUCUGUGCCCUCUGUCGGCAGGCAAUCCCUCAACACUGUAUAGUAUCACCACCAGGGACAGGGGAGAGAGAGGAGGAGGAGGGAAGGAAGACGUGUUGGUAUUACGAAGCUAAGAGUGGAGGAUGGUGGGAAUAUGAAGAAAGAGUGAGACAAGAAUUAGAGAUCCAUUAUCAAUCACUGCAGAUCAACAAUGAAGACAAUCAAGAUGAUGGUCAAUUUGUAAUAUAUGUAUCAGGAUUCCCUUAUGUCGUGGACUUUGCUAAAAUGAUUCAGUACAGACAAGAUAAACCGAACAGAUCAAGACGAAUCAAGAGAGAAAAAGGUGUGGCUGAGGAGGGGGAGGAGCUAGUGAGGGGUGUGGCUGGUAUUCCAAUUGCUCCUUCAAUUAGACAAGACGACAAUUAACCAUCUCAUUUCAUUAUUUAUUAUUUUAUUAUUCAAUGUUGAGUUGUUACUAUUAUCAUUGUUAUUACAUUGUUAGUAUUGUAUUUCAUUGCAUUUCUUUGUUCCAUUACAAACCAAUUACAUAAAA